CUACGCGUGAUAGGGUGUUUAAAAGGUUGAUUGAUCACGUCGGUUUAUGAGGAAGCUCCGCUUGGUGAGGGGAUGAACCAGUUGUCCGGAACCCGAACCCGAUCAUCGUGCAUGGAUCGUCCUGAGAUGAUGAGCCUGAGCACCUCUUCGAAUGUCUAGCAGAUCUGCGAGUGCCGGCCAUUGCUUCUACUCUCCAAGCUGUACUGCGACCAUAGCAUUCGGUAUUGCAUAUCGGAGACAGCCCUUUCCAUCCACCGGAAAGUCAAAAUUCCAUUCCAAAUGCCUGUCAAUCGGGUUUUGUUGCCACCGCACAUUCUCAUACUUCACUGUAAGCCCCACUGCGAGCACCAUGGUGGACAGUACCAACAAGGGGAAGAGGAAGGUCUCGCCUUUGCCAAAGCUUAACGGUCGUCUGCUCUGCCUAGGUAUCGAAGGUUCAGCCAACAAAUUCGGCUGUGGAGUCAUCGCGCAUUCGCCAGCGCCAUCUGCUGAACCCGAGGCAGGCGAAGGGAGCAGCUCGACAUCUGCUCACGCACGUCACAAGAAUCCAGCAACGAUCGUCACUGUGCUCUCAAAUGUACGACAUACUUACAUCACUCCGCCGGGUGAAGGGUUCUUACCCUCUGAUACGGCACGACAUCAUCGGGAAUGGGCCAUCAAGGUCAUAAGUGAGGCUGUACGCAAGGCUGGUAUCAGGAUCUCAGAUCUGGAUUGCAUAGCGUAUACGAAGGGCCCUGGGAUGGGUACACCAUUACAGGUCGGAUCCCUUGUCGCUAGAACUUUGUCGUUGCUGCAUGGGAUACCGCUCAUUGGAGUCAACCACUGUGUUGGACACAUUGAAAUGGGCCGACAGAUCACAUCUUCACACAAUCCCGUCGUCCUUUACGUCUCUGGCGGGAACACCCAAGUCAUAGCCUACUCUCAACAACGGUACAGGAUCUUUGGCGAGACACUAGAUAUAGCCAUCGGUAAUUGUCUGGACAGAUUUGCGAGGAUCAUACGGCUCAGGAAUGACCCGAGUCCAGGUUACAAUAUAGAAUUGGAGGCGAGAAAAGGUCGUCGUUUCAUUCCACUGCCAUUCGGAACCAAGGGCAUGGAUGUGACGCUCGCUGGACUCCUGACGGCUAUCGAACAAUUGACCAAGGAUAAACGUUACCGAUCGUGGGAUAGUCGAGCAUCACGGGCUCAAGGCCGAGGCAGUGCCUUACCACCGGGAGAAGCAUUAGUUGUGGAAGAAGAUCAGGAUAACCAUAUUGCCAAUGGGCAAGAAGUAGCCACGGAAGAAGACGUCAUUACACCUCAGGACCUCUGCUUCUCUCUCCAGGAAACUACCUUCGCAAUGCUCGUUGAGAUUACCGAGCGAGCGAUGGCGCAUGUGGGCGCGAAGGAUGUCUUGAUAGUCGGAGGUGUGGGCAGCAAUAUGAGACUACAAGAAAUGAUGGGCAUAAUGGCUUCUGAGCGGAAUGGCAGGGUAUUCGCAACGGACGAAAGCUUUUGCAUCGAUAAUGGAAUCAUGAUCGCUCAAGCUGGCCUUCUUGCUUUCCGAAUGGGGCAGACUACCCCAAUAGAAAAAGCCACGAUCACACAACGCUUUCGUACAGACCAAGUGCACGUCAGCUGGCGAGCGUAGACGGGCUCUCACACCUCAUCGGCGAGAUUAUGCAUGAGAAAGAGGAUACAAA
Molecule: messenger RNA, 1682 nt
Organism: Kockovaella imperatae
Lineage: Eukaryota; Fungi; Basidiomycota; Tremellomycetes; Tremellales; Cuniculitremaceae
Product: glycoprotease family-domain-containing protein
Exons: 7
Coding region: 152-1630 (492 amino acids)
Biological process (GO): tRNA threonylcarbamoyladenosine modification
Cellular component (GO): EKC/KEOPS complex; cytoplasm
Source: RefSeq, a predicted model, not a curated record